Messenger RNA from Crotalus tigris (Tiger rattlesnake), 1966 nucleotides. RefSeq names its product MAX dimerization protein 3 (gene MXD3). The coding region runs from base 256 to 936 and encodes 226 amino acids. NCBI's taxonomy places the organism in Eukaryota, Metazoa, Chordata, Lepidosauria, Squamata, Viperidae. Gene Ontology annotation, molecular function: DNA-binding transcription factor activity, RNA polymerase II-specific; protein dimerization activity; RNA polymerase II cis-regulatory region sequence-specific DNA binding. Gene Ontology annotation, biological process: regulation of transcription by RNA polymerase II. The transcript is spliced from 6 exons. The record is from RefSeq and is a predicted model, not a curated record.
GGCAGCGGGAACGCCCUGAGCCUAAAAAGCUCGGCUCCAAGACGAAAAAGCCCGCUUAGUUUCAUCCUUCUUGGUUUGCGCUCUCUGAAGGAGGCCCACGAAGGAAUAGCUCCCGCGUGGACUCCAAGGGGUGGAAUCAGAAGCUCGGGAGUGUUCGAAGGGGCGGGAUUACGGCCAACGUUGGUUGCUGAAGGCGGUGAGCCGGUUGCGUUAUCAGGGCUACCAAGGCCUUAUUUGCGCGGGUCCCCUGUUGUUAUGGAGCUCAUUACUAGCAACAUUCAGGUUUUGCUUCAAGCGGCUGACUAUUUGGAGCGCAAAGAGAGAGAAGCCGAAUAUGGCUAUGCUUCUCUCUCGCCUUACUGCGGACAAGAUACGUUGCAAUCGCAGAGGAGGCCGAGAAUGCGAAAGGCCCUCAAAAACUUCCGGUCUGUACAUAAUGAGCUGGAAAAACACAGCAGAAGGGCCCAGCUACGGCAGUGUUUAGAACAGUUGAAGCAGCAGAUCCCCACAAAUACAGAGCAUUCUCAUUACACAAUGCUUAGUCUUCUGCAUCGAGCCAGAUUGCACAUUAAAAGGCUGGAACAUCAGGAACAGAAAGCUCAACAAGAGAAAGAGAGGCUACGUUGUGAGCAGCAGAAUCUGCACCAGCGCUUAAAAGAAUUGCAAGCCCAAAUGAAUAUGGAACUGGCAGAAGCAGAUAGCCUGGAUUCUUCUUGGUUCUCCUCUGAGCAUUCUGACUCAGAAGAUGAAGUGGACAUAGAAGGCGUGGCAUCUGCCAGCGUUGGAGAUGUCAUGGCUGCUUUCAGUACUCGGCAGGAGCGCGGCUAUUCCACUAUCAGCAACUUCUGGUUAUGGACAGAAGUUCAGUUAAGAGGACAGCAUUCAUCUAGACCAGCUUCAAGCUUUUCAAAAAUUGCUUCGUGGCAGGAUAACUGAUACAUGGUUUAUAAGACUGUUUUCUGUAAGUAAAGAGGAACCCCCUUUCUUAUAAAAGAGAGACUAUGCAUCUCCUCAUGAAACCAAGUUUUGCAUCUCUACCUUUUUCACAAAACCAACUAGGUCAAUUGUUAAAAGAAUUACAUACUGAAGCUGGCUAACUUUACAUGGUAAUGUGAUGGCAGGAGGGAGAAGAGUGAGAUUUUAAAACACUUGACAUGCACUUGGUAUGAGUAGCUGCAUCUUACACUGCAUCCUAGUUAAGGUUUGUGGAGCAAGCAAGUCCAUUCUGCAGAGACUUCAGCUGGUAAGACACCCACACACCUGCUGGCAUUUUAAACAAAAGAUACACUUAGCUUUUAUCUAAAGGGGGGAUUAAAAAAUCCAUAUCACAACAGUAAACGCUAGGCUCAGUUCUUUUAUAUGAAAUGUGUCUUGCUGUUGUUGAAUAGACUGUGGAAUAAUAGUAAAGCUUUGCUUCAAGAGACUUUUUGCCAUUGCAAAUCUAGCUUUUGCUGACCUAUUAAGUGACCCAUUUUAAGACUUAUUUAGUGGGUUUUUGAUAAGUUGUAACCUAAGCACAGUAAUUUGUAAUAUUUAUUCACCAAUAGCUACCAAUUCUCUGAAGUCUCAUAUACAAAGGCUUGCUUUUGAGUUGCAUAAGAGGCAAAUGUAAACAGGAAGAUAAUUAAAUCAUUGAUGAAAAACAGAUCCUGAUACCGAAAUAAAUUGAAGUCUAUGGUUUUAAUGAAAAUUACACCUUUAAGAAAGAAGAUGAUUGUCAGAUUUGUACAGUCUCAAUUAAAAAAACAUAAAAUCUACAGACAUUCUGGUCAAGUCCCAAAGGAAGGGAAGCUUUAGUUAAAGUGAACCUUCCAGUAUUAUACCACCCUGUGCCAGUGGCAUUCUGGUUCCCUUCAGUGGGAAAACUGUUUUCUCACACAUACUGUUGCUUUUUUGUAGUAGCUGCCUUUCCAGCAAAGUCUUUUGCCUUCUCAGUAACUGCCAAAGCUGUCUCCUUGGCAGUUUC